Molecule: messenger RNA, 3345 nt
Organism: Xenopus tropicalis (tropical clawed frog)
Lineage: Eukaryota; Metazoa; Chordata; Amphibia; Anura; Pipidae
Gene: ing3
Product: inhibitor of growth family member 3
Exons: 11
Coding region: 1054-2202 (382 amino acids)
Biological process (GO): chromatin remodeling
Cellular component (GO): NuA4 histone acetyltransferase complex; nucleus
Source: RefSeq, a predicted model, not a curated record
GUGGCCUGGUGACUCCAGGCCCGGAAACAUGUGGUUGUGUCGGUGGCAGAGGUAGCGCCAGCAGCUAAAGCACCAUGUACAUCCAGUGCAGUGCUGUGGUUGGUCGCUAGGAGGAAGUACUGAGCUGUCUCACACGUGCCCUUUUAGCACCAAAACAAAUCCCAAUUGCUUGCCCAGUAUUGUACAUCGGUGCGUCGAGCAGGCAAUAUUAGAUACUCAGCAUCUUGAUUUGUAAAAUAAAACGCAGUCUACAGUGUGUCUGUUUGUUUCCCACAGAUUCAUAGUAUUCAGAAACUCGUUUUGUAUCACUAGGGGUUCAUCACAAUAAAGUUUAUAUUGUUUUGUUAUAAUUGAAAACUCAAAAUGGAGGAAACACUCUAUAGCUCAGGGCUAUAGCCCCCUUUGGAAUUGCUAAGUUAGAGUUAAUGAAUUGAACAUUAAAGGCAUAAUGACCUGAAAUAAAGUGUGCCUUUGUCCUUGCACAAUUUGUACUAAACCUGUUUGUUAGGUUUCAUCUGCUCCAUUAUCUGCUGUGCCUUUCAGCAGGGAUUACUGUCAAGUAAACUUUAUUUUUGCUCCAGAUACUGAUUCCUCUUCCUUGUAAAUAGGUUCAUUUAACUUAUAUAUAGCUAUAAAACAAGAUGUUCUACAUGUCAUGCAUCAUUAUUUUGCAGCUGUGUGCAGUGUUCCCUAUAGUUUGUGUAAGGUCUGCAAGCAAAUACUUUAUUUUAUGCUCAUGGGUGAUGGGUUAGGGAGGGCCAGCCUUUCUCAAAAAAGAGAGAAACUGACAUAUAGCAUAUAUAGCUUUAAACUGUCUCAUGGAAAGCCAUCUAUUGGUAGCCUCAACAAACAUACAAAAAACUCACUCUUUUCCCCUGUUUGUAUUAGUUCUAAAACAAUUGUGUCCAAGCAGGUGCUGAAUUACAUGCACAGUCGCUAAAUCUGUUGUGUGUUUUGGUGGGGUUGUACCAUCUGUGCACAUAGUGUCAGUGGAAUAUUGACUGUAUGAAGAUGUGCUUGUAUCAGAAAUCGGCAUACAACUUUUAAGAUGCCAUGGACCAAUUAGAACAAAGGGUUGGGGAGUUUUUCAUGAAUGCUAAGAAAAAUAAACCGGAAUGGAGGGAAGAACAAAUGGCUUCUAUCAAAAAGGAUUACUUCAAAGCUUUGGAAGAUGCAGAUGAGAAAGUUCAACUUGCAAAUCAAAUUUAUGACUUGGUGGAUCGACAUUUAAGGAAAUUAGACCAAGAACUUGCUAAGUUCAAAAUGGAAUUAGAGGCCGACAAUGCUGGAAUUACUGAAAUAUUGGAAAGAAGAUCAUUGGAAUUAGACACUCCAUCACAGCCUGUGAAUAAUCACCAUGUUCAUUCUCAUUCUUUAGGAGAGAAGCGGAAGCACAAUCCAUCAUCUCAUCAUUCAACAACGGACCAUGUAUCGGAGAAAAAGUUUAAAUCUGAAGCAUUGCUGUCAACUCUAACUUCAGAUGCUUCCAAAGAGAACACAGCAGGUUGUAGAAAUAAUCUGUCUUCAUCUUCUACCAACAAUGUCUACAAUGUUAAUGCUUCCCAGCCAUUGACCUCAUAUAAUAUAAGUUCCCUUUCAACUGGGGCUGGAGCAGGUGCAAUUACCAUGGCAGCAGCUCAAGCAGUUCAGGCAACUGCACAGAUGAAAGAAGGAAGAAGAACCUCCAGCCUUAAAGCCAGUUAUGAAGCCUUUAAAAACAAUGACUUUCAGCUUGGAAUCUCUUUGUCUAGAGAUUCUGCUACUUAUUCAUCCUCAGCACUAGCAUCAACGUUAACCCAGACAUUAACAUCAUCUGCAACAACAGAUUCAAGAAGUGGUAGAAAAAGCAAGAGCAACAACAAAUCUGCAAGCCAGCAGUCGUCGUCGUCUUCAUCUUCCUCUUCUCUCUCAUCAUGUUCUUCAUCAUCUGCUUUAGCACAUGAACUGUCUCAUCAACAGACUGCUGCUAUUCCAGAGUCUGAUACUAACAGCCAGGUUGACUGGACUUAUGAUCCUAAUGAGCCUCGUUAUUGUAUCUGCAAUCAGGUAUCCUAUGGUGAAAUGGUAGGCUGUGACAACCAAGAUUGUCCAAUUGAAUGGUUUCAUUAUGGAUGUGUUGGGUUAUCAGAAGCUCCAAAAGGCAAAUGGUACUGCCCCCAGUGCACAGCUGCAAUGAAGAGAAGAGGCAGUAGACAUAAAUAACAUUCCUUGUGUUGUUUCAGAAUGAACUUUACAUAUGCAGAUUACACCCAUUUUGUCUUGCCUGACAAGUAAACUGCCAUUCAUGUUCCAUGUUGCUUGUUUUCAUGUUGUAAGAUACAUUAAGCACCACAAAAAGUAUAGUGAUGGCCACCAUCACAAUGUUUGUAUUCAGUUGAUAUUAGUAACUACACUGGGCAUUAACAUUUCGUCCUUAUAGGAUUUCAAUACAUUUUUUUUUUAUUUUGUUAAUAUUAUAUAUUAAAGAGGUGUCUCUUGCACGGAAUUCCAGGAUGUUACAUAUCUAAAUAUAAAAAUGUUAAAUCUCUACUGCAAAAUACUGGGUUGUUGUAAUUUGUUAACUACCAAUAUACUUCAUUAGCAAUUCAGCUGGCUGAAAUAUUAAACAAUAUAACUAGUCUGUUGGGCUGGUGUCCAAGUGUUUGGAUACAUGGCACUUCAACCUUCCUUAUGUAAGGUUUAAGUAUUUGUAUUUUGCUACACAAAAGUGUGUGUAGUCUUGUAUUGAUGUGAACGGUUUCAUGCCAAAUGUUUUUUUUUUCUGUGCAAGCAGUUCUUUAUGUAGUAAAAAUACUAGAAAAUAAAGGACUAGCACUACCUUAUUCUUUUGAAUUUAAAAAUCUUUAUGUUGUAAGAAUACAUUGUGUAGUUAUUUAAGGGAGGACAAAUGUUUAGUCGUAUUACUUUUUAACUGUCAACUUUUAUAUAAUUUUGAUACUUUUUAAUGUAGUUCAUUAACAAGUGCAGUGGGAGUUUAGUUCCCUAUGGGGAAGAAGCAAACUCAGAAGUAAUAGUUAUUGUGUAGCACAAAGGUGUUGUAUAGCUGUGGUAAUCAUAUCCUUUGCACUUGCAAAUUUCAAGCCAUGGUUUAUCCAUGGAAAUAUAAAUAACAUUUGAUCUGUAAUACUUGUUAACAUAUAUGAAACACACUUAUUAAACUGUUCCUAUAAACUUGCUGUUUAAUUACGAGGGAAGAAAUUGUUGGUUUGGCUUAAAACGAAACAUAGCAUAGGGUGGCAUCUUCUUGCAUACACGUUGCCAGCCAGUAAUAAUGGGAAACGUUUAGAAAAAGACAAGUGUAGUUCAUUACAGUUUGAAAUAAAAUGGCAGAUAUUAAACUGUUAA